UUCUGUCAACUCGCGUGUGUGUGUGCUGUGCGCACCACGUGAAGUGGCACAAACUAAAACUUUUUUCCUAUCCACUCACUUGUUCUCGCAAUUUUAUCGUCCUAAAGAGAUCACAAACUUUUUGCUCAAAAGAAACGAUUAAGAAAAAGGAUGCCCCUUGUCUACAAUAAAUUGCUCUUGUUGGAUCCUUUGUCUCUCACAUUAUCUUUAGUACUCACUAACUACUACUCUCCCUCUCUCAUAAUUCAAUCCUCAUGCUUAUAAGGUAUUGUUGUCUAUGUGCUGUCAUUCUCACACAGUACCACAACUUUGCUCUCGCAAGCCAGUUGUACUGUGGCACCACUCUCUCGUAAGCAUACACAUACGGUGGUGCAUCAUAAACGUAGCCGUGUCCCUCUCACUCACUCACUCACCCUAGGUGAAAGUAAAAGACAUAGUACUAGUAUUAAUUAGUAGCACUUGGUUGUCUUUCUCAUCAAAUUAUGUUAUGUUUUCGUUUACUUGCAGGGAACAGGCAAAACAAAAAUGAAAGGAUGGAAAACGAUAGAAUUAAUAGCUGCUCUUUCUUUUUCAAUAGGAAGAGAGAGCUAUAGUGAACAUGUCGUUCUCAGGCAUUGAAAGUCCCAACCAAUUACCAGUUCCACCUUGAAGGGUAGGGUUAGUUUGGUGCAGUCCCAAGCUUAAUAUUAAUUCCAGAUAUGUAUCCCUCAAAUACCUCCCUCAACGGCAAUGACCUAAUCUCCUACCCUAACCAACCAUUUUGCUUUAGGCCUUUUUCCUUUGAAAGCAACCCAACUAAUUCUUCAAAAGAAGAAACCACCAAUUCCAAUUACAAUUACGCCCUCCCUCCUCCUCCUUUGUCCUUUUUCCAAUCUCCCUUUGACGAAAAUAUCUUCCUCGAACACCACCAUGACUUGCUCUUACUCCACCAGUCUCCAGCUGAUCCUGGACUCAUCAAAAACCUUGACGUUGUGGCCGAACUCGAACCGGUUCCUUGCGCCGGACACGGCGGCGCCACCGCGAUGGAGCACACUCCAAGGAAGAGAUCUUGCAAGAGAGACCGGCACAGCAAGAUCAACACUGCACGAGGACUGAGGGAUCGACGAAUGAGGUUGUCCCUCGAAGUUGCAAAGAGGUUUUUCGGCUUGCAAGACAUGCUAGGCUUUGACAAGGCCAGCAAAACCGUGGAGUGGCUACUAAACCAAGCAAAGGUUGAGAUCAAACAACUUGCGAGAGAGAAAAGCAGUGUUGGUGGUGCCAAGAGUGCAUCAUCAACUUCGGAAUGCGAAGGGGUGUCUAGCUUGGACGAGGUUGUAGUGAGUGGAGAAGGAGAACUUAACGAGGAGCAAGAAGGGGCCAAGAGAAGAACAAGCAAGGUUUGUAGAAAGAGUGCAUUCAAUCUUAUUGGUAAGGAAUCGAGGGAAAAGGCAAGAGCAAGAGCGAGAGAAAGAACAAGAGAGAAGAUGAGAACUCGGAGAGUGUUGGCUGAAGCAUCAAACCUGAACCGUUUCAGUUCUAAUUGGAACCCCUUUGAAACGGUUGAAGACUCUGCGGGUACUCAGAGCCAAAGCGUGAACCAUCCCACCUUGAAUUUGCACCUUCCUGAGCCUGAAGAACCAAGUUCUCACGCAAAGGAGCAUUUGGGAACCGUAGAGGACAUGGCUCAUCAUGAAGAUAAUUCUUUGGUGAUCAUGAACAAGUGGAGUCCAACUACUAUGAUCUUCAAUUCUCUCAGCAACUCUGGAAUCCUUCACGAACAUCAAUUUGCAGAAUUUCAGUCAUUGGGAAAACCUUGGGAAGCCUACAACAAUCACAUCUAGCUAAUAUUUGUGCUCAUCAUCAAUUGCACCCAUCAUGUUUUUGUGUCAGCAGAAUAAAAUACAAUCAUGCUAUGUAUUUCUUUACUUUCCUUUUGGCAUGUAAUGCGCUAAGGUAUCUUCCAUCUACUAGCUAGCAUAUGGGAAACAACAUUUCAUGAAUGCUUGUAUGUCAU
This is a messenger RNA of Cajanus cajan (pigeon pea), 1993 nucleotides long. NCBI's taxonomy places the organism in Eukaryota, Viridiplantae, Streptophyta, Magnoliopsida, Fabales, Fabaceae. The record is from RefSeq and is a predicted model, not a curated record.